Didymodactylos carnosus is the source of this 339-nucleotide messenger RNA. Lineage: Eukaryota; Metazoa; Rotifera; Eurotatoria; Philodinida; Philodinidae. The record is from the annotation of a GenBank genome assembly.
AUGUAUUUGUUAUUGACGAUCUUUGUACAGACUUAUUAUUAGGAGGAGAUUUCUGCGAUAAAUACAAUGUCAAUAUCAGCUAUGGAGGAAAAUAUUUAACAAUAUCAACAGGGCAACAGCAGACAAGUAAAAUUUCAACAACAACCGAAUACACAACAAGUGUUUCAUCUUAAGACCUUGAAUGACAUUGCAAUUCCAUCAUUAUCGUUGAAAGUCAUCCAAGCGGCAUCAUCGUCACCACCGAUGUCGGUGAUAUUCACCCCAUCGUCUAGAAUGACAAAUAAACAACAUGUUAUUGCACCCCAUGCUAUAUUGACAAUACCAAUACCACAACAUUAA